AUCGGCUGUUUCCGGUUAACGUAACUAAGAUGGCGGCGUAAAGGGCCGUGUAUCGGAGAGCGGACCGAGAACAGAAAAUAAUAUCGGGAUAUUUCUGUUCUUCUUAUUAACCCGGUUAAAAUAUAAGUAUUUUACACUAUGGCUGAAAGGCUAGAAUGGGUGGAAAUCAUCGAGCCUCGGACGAAGGAGCAUAUGUACGCCAAUCUUACGACAGGUGAAUGUGUUUGGGAUCCACCGCCCGGAGUGAAAGUUAAGAAAACAGAUGACAAUCAAUGGUGGGAGUUAUUUGAUCAGAACACUUCAAGAUUUUAUUAUUACAACGCUACUAGUCAGAAAACAGUGUGGCACAGGCCGCAAAACUGUGAUAUUAUACCAUUAGCGAAACUACAGACAUUGAAACAGAACACCGAAGCAAGACCAGAAGAUCAAACUGAAAUUAGACCCCCAAAACACAGAUCACAGAAAAAUGAAAAAUCACGACACCAUCACAGAGACCACAGGGACAAGAAAGAAAGGAGAGAGAGGAGGGAGAGAGAAAGGGAGAGGGAACUUCGAGAAAAAGAACGACAGAGAGAACUGAAAGAACAAAGACGACGAGAAGGCAUUGAGAGUCCAUCUUUGCCGCGAAGAGCUGCAAGUAGUACUCCACCACUACAGAGGAGUAUUGAUAGGAGAACCAACGGAUCACAUGGUCACCAUCAUCACUCUCACCACCAUGAUAAGUCUGAAGGCUCAUCGACCACGGGCGAACUGAUACUGUACCAGGAACAGCAUAGACAACAAUUAAAACAAUUCCAGGUGCAGCAACAGCAGCUGCAGCAACAGCAUCAUCAGCGAGAGCAGCAGCACCGCGAGCAGCAGAGUAGGGAACACAGACACCAACUGUUACAACUUCAACAGUCACAAAAUCAAGACUUUCAAAGUCUUCAGCAUCACCACCAUCAUCACCAUCCAAAUCAGAUUGUUUUGUCUGAUCAUCUGAUUAUUCAAAAUGCCCAUGGUAGUCCCGCGACAAGACAUCGACGUGUGGCUACCCUACCUCACUCCAGCACGGAGGAGAGCAGAAGUAGUCCCAUUAACGGAGAGAGAAUAGCGAUAAAUCAUAGUAGAGAUAGCAGCCAGGCUUCUCAGAGUUCAGCAACAUUUUCACCCAAAACUACUGGUAGUUAUGAUUCUGAUGCUUCAGGAGGUGCAGAGGAGAGCAGCUUAAAUCAUAGUCUGGACUAUGAAAGUGAUUCUGUGUUAGCAGCGCAGUCGUCACCGAACACCGCAAGGGCCCGUGCCGAAGCACUGCCGCAUGAUUCCUUCCAUGCAUCGCUGAAAAGGAAGAAAGCAGACAAACACAUUGUGGUAAGCGGAGGCCAGUUUGAGAAGAGUACGUCACUGCAGGACUCUUUGCAUCAACAGCGCCCUGUUUCCAUGGUAAUGACAAGUCGUUCUGAGGAUUUGGUAGUAGCUAACCCUGCAGUUAGUAGUCUAGAUCGGCAGAGACAUGGUACUGUACCCGGUGCCAUGAAAGGUGGUACCACCUCCAUGAUGCUGGGCAAAUUCCGCAAACCUUCCUCAGAAAGCGAUCUUGAAAACUUGGAAAUUCUUAAUAAGCAUAAAAAGGGUAUCUUCAGAAAGAAAGUGUCCAUUGGAAAUCUGCUUUCCUGGUGUAAGGAACCAAUCAAGAAACCCAUGAUUGUAACUAAUGAGAGAACUGUUAAAAAAGAAGCAGUGGAAGUGUUCAAACAUAUCCUUUGA
This is a messenger RNA of Saccoglossus kowalevskii, 1746 nucleotides long. RefSeq lists its product as uncharacterized. Gene Ontology annotation, cellular component: cytoplasm; cytoskeleton. Lineage: Eukaryota; Metazoa; Hemichordata; Enteropneusta; Harrimaniidae. Gene Ontology annotation, molecular function: GTPase activator activity; protein binding. Gene Ontology annotation, biological process: signal transduction. The record is from RefSeq and is a predicted model, not a curated record.